Pyrus x bretschneideri (Chinese white pear) is the source of this 785-nucleotide messenger RNA. RefSeq lists its product as uncharacterized. The coding region runs from base 63 to 590 and encodes 175 amino acids. The record is from RefSeq and is a predicted model, not a curated record. Lineage: Eukaryota; Viridiplantae; Streptophyta; Magnoliopsida; Rosales; Rosaceae. The transcript is spliced from 3 exons.
UGACUUUAUAUAUUAGUAGUUAUAUGGGAACGAAGGAGACUUGUAUAUCGAUCUGAUACAAUAUGGUUCACAAGGCCAGCGUUGUUUACAUGAUUCUCAUAAUUAUAUUGCUAUUGUUUUCAUCCGAAAUAGUCUUUGCCAAUGCUUCUGAAAAUCCAAAACACUAUUAUACAGACAAGACGAUGAGUAGGUCGCGUCUGCUAAGGGAUUUUAUGAUGAUGCGUCGUCGUGUUCAAAAGGAGAUUCUUCUGGGAAAGCAAAUAGGGGUACCAAGACCCGGUAGGUCGCCUGGUCGUGAGCCAAAGCCAAUAACUAGUCACCUCCAGUGGCGAAGCUACGUGAGGGCGAGGAGUGGCGGCCACCCCUCCUUCACCGGAAAACAUGCCUUGGAGCAUUGGUUCAGCCAUUCCGCUCUCAUCGGAAUUCAUGGCACCUGUAAAAAUUGGGGAUUGAUUCGACAGAAGACGGAGGCUUCAGCGAAGGAGAGGGUUCAACGAAGAAGAGAGGUUUGUAGAACUAUUCGGGUUCGAAUUGAUGGAAAGGUUGGAGGAAAGGGUGGGUGGGUGUUUGACGGAGGAGAAAGGGACUAGAGGGUGAGAUUUGCAGCGAUGGCAAGAAGGUAGGAAGAUGAGAGGUUAUGUUUGGUCACAGGUUCAAUGGGAAACUUAGUGUUUGGUUACAAACGUUGAGAGAAAGUAUAGAUGACAUGUGUUUCAAGAUUAUUGGACCACAUAAGAAGUGAGUAAAAUUUGGGUACUCCCUUGUGAGUACCUGUCCUUUGUUUA